AUGCUUAUCCUUAUCCCCGGCAUAACUGGCAACCUGGGCCAUCAUCUUGCCAAGGCUGCCCUUCAUCGUGGCCACAAUGUCCGAGGCAUGGGCCGCACCCCCGAUAAGUUGGAUUCAAACAUCCGGCCGCAGCUUGAAUCCUUUGUCGUCGAAGGACGCGGUGUAGAUCCGGGGUACGACGCGGCAUGCAAAGACCGAGCGGGUAUAAAGCGUUUCCACGCCUCGAGUUGGAACUUGGACUGGGAGAAUUUUCCCCUUGGCGAGAUCGAGACAUACGACAGCAUGUUGAUCUUUGCGACCCACGCUCGUUUGACCAGCACCAUCCGCCCUACUUACUCUCUGGUGGGCAUCCUCGCCAACACUCUCUUCGGUGUGCCGGGCGCAGGUGCCAUGGAAGGGGAGAAUGCUAUCUGGGCCCGAAACACCGACGGCACUCGACUUGUACGCGUUAUGGGCGACGGCAACGCCCGCGUGAACUAUUGCUCCGAGUCGGACGCGGCGAAUUUCAGCGUCGCGCUUAUAACGGGCGACUACGGCGAGACUGGUGGGUUUAAUCGGUUUUGCAGCGACAGCUUCACGUUUCAUGAGCUAGCAGCUGCGUUUGAGAAGGUCCGCGGCGGGAAAGUAGAUGUCACUCAAGUCAUGGGGCUUGACGAAUGCGAGAGGCAGUGGCGUGGAAUGCGAGCUGAAAGUUUGAGAAAAGGAGAGUUGCGGCAGAAGUGGCCCGAGUUUGUCGGGCUGCAGUAUGCAUGGUACACGUUUGGCGGAUCGAGCGUUUCUGCGUUUGAGCCUGUUGAUGCGGCCAAGUGCCCCGAUGUGAAGAGGACGAGCAUCGUGGACUAUAUUCGUGAGAACGAAUAUGUAUAG
Molecule: messenger RNA, 867 nt
Organism: Metarhizium robertsii ARSEF 23
Lineage: Eukaryota; Fungi; Ascomycota; Sordariomycetes; Hypocreales; Clavicipitaceae
Product: NAD(P)-binding domain protein
Exons: 2
Coding region: 1-867 (288 amino acids)
Source: RefSeq, a predicted model, not a curated record